Drosophila serrata is the source of this 906-nucleotide messenger RNA. RefSeq lists its product as uncharacterized. The record is from RefSeq and is a predicted model, not a curated record. Lineage: Eukaryota; Metazoa; Arthropoda; Insecta; Diptera; Drosophilidae.
AUGCAGUACCUCAAGACCAUAGUUUUUGUCCUGCUCGCCGGUGUCCACCUGGGCAGUUCAGCUCCCCGCCAAGGCAGCUUCCUUCUAGUGCCAAGUGUUCCUUUCAACUUCCCGGAAGUUGAGAAUCCACAAGAAGAGCCCAAGGAGAAUCCUGAACCGAGACAUCUUGUUGUGGAACAGCCAGAGGGGGAACUAACCCAAAAGGACCUCGAGCAGUUGCUUCGCUUUUCCAAUGAACUGGGACAGACCCAGGUUCAGGCUAGAAAGUUUGGUUUCCAUCACAAGUCGGAUAGUGACAAAGAUAAGGAUAAGGACAAGGAUCGUUUUCCGUAUAUCACAUUAGUUGUUUUACCCCCAAACAACUCAACAGUUAAUGUCACCAAUCAGGCCAUCAACGAAGGCGCAACCACAGGAGUCCGAACUGGCGAUCCUCUAAGGACACCCCUAGCCUAUCCUGUACCCGUUCCCAUGCAGUAUUUCCGGAGACGCGGCGAUGAGGAUUUACCCCUGGGCUAUCCAGGAAUAUACGGAUGGAAUCAGCCUUCACUCUACGGAGGCUUGGCAGGAUCGGGACUUAGCGGAAGUCUUGCCGGUGUGCCCCUGGUGCCCAUAACCAUUGGCAAUGAAGUGCGUUAUGUGCCACUAAAUCUGCGUAUGUUCCGACAGUUGGUCAAUACUCCUGUCAGGGAAAAGGAUGAUCUGAUGGAGGAGGACGAUAUAACACCCUUUAAUGCAUUCAAUAGAGAACGGGAUACCGAGGAGGCUGCGGCUGAAGAGGAAACUACCAACGAGGGAGAGGCUUCUCCUGAGACAGGAUAUGUUUCUUUAAGUCAAAGAAGGAAACAACGCCGACGAAGGCCUUUGCAGGCUAUCACCCAGAAAAUGCGACAAGUGCAGUUUCUGUAA